GUAGCUAACUCUGCUAUCUCCGCCUUUAUUUAGCAUGACGACGUUAGCCUACAUAAAAAUGAAUGUUUAACCCAUUGACUGCUGAUUCAGGUUUGACCCAGCUGGGCGGUGUUUGAGUGACGUAUUCAAGUCGCACGGUGUAGGUGCGGUUGUCUGUUUCCUGUGUGAGACAGGGUAAACCGCAGCUUCGUCACUUGUUUGGGAAAAGCUUACGAACAGAGUCAACAAAAUGUCUUUCGACCUGUCGUCAGCUGUAGGCCAGGACGAUGUGGUGAAGAAGGAGGAAGCUCAGAAGGAUGAGUUUAAUUUGCCCUGGCAGAAGAAAAAGGACAAGGACAAGGAAGGUGACAAGUCUGACAAAAAGCCCAAGUCUGACAAAGAGGACAAGUCUGACAAAAAGCACAAGUCUGACAAAGAGGACAAGUCUGACAAAAAGCAUAAGUCUGACAAAGAGCAUAAGUCUGAAAAAUCCAAGGACAAAGAUGGCAAAGACCACAAGAUAAAGCACAAGAAGAAAAAGGAAAAGAAGGAGGGCAAGAAAUCCGGCUCUUCAUCCUCCAGCAGUGAUGAGGAAUGAGGCUUCCUGGGGUACCGGACUGCUCUUAGUCUACUAUGAUGUUGUCUAUUGACAAAAUGACUGCAGUAGUUCUUUUUCUUCCUGUCAUUACAUUGGUGUCAUGAAAACUGGAAAACUGAAAAUUGGUGUCUUGUGUAAACAAAUCGGCUGAUUCCUUAAAGUAAAUGUCAACAAAAUGCUUGCAGGUUGUUUUUUGCAUUAAGUUCUUCAUCAAGUAAAGUGUGUUUUCAUCACCACAAGA
This is a messenger RNA of Etheostoma spectabile (orangethroat darter), 818 nucleotides long. RefSeq lists its product as uncharacterized. The coding region runs from base 230 to 577 and encodes 115 amino acids. NCBI's taxonomy places the organism in Eukaryota, Metazoa, Chordata, Actinopteri, Perciformes, Percidae. The record is from RefSeq and is a predicted model, not a curated record. The transcript is spliced from 4 exons.